Molecule: messenger RNA, 1047 nt
Organism: Mesorhabditis spiculigera
Lineage: Eukaryota; Metazoa; Nematoda; Chromadorea; Rhabditida; Rhabditidae
Source: the annotation of a GenBank genome assembly
AUGUUUGAGGCCAACAACGGACAACACCUAUCAACGUACAGUAGCCGGGCCCGUAGUCAUUCUCCACAAAAAAGAGGCACACCAAAUAAUGGGGAUACGAGGAUCGUAAGCAGGUCCAAAUCUCCUCAAAAGCGAAAAGCAAUCGCCCGUACCCUGGACUACCUGAACAGUCAAUGCCAUCUGGAAGGCUGCUCGGCUACGGUGGUUGUCGAGGCGACGAAAUUCCUCGUCUGCAAGCAUCAGCUCUCCCAUGCUUCCGAAUAUUUUCGUAAUGUUUUCACGGCGGAUGGAGGGCGAAGUGAGGUCAAUGUGGUAGUCUCCGAUAUGUCGGUUCCCUCCCCUGCCACUCAAUUCCGAUGGUUUAUCGAGAGCUCGGUGCCCUGCCCCGGUCUGAAGGAUAUCAGCGACGAAACCCUCGAGACGUGCAUGCGGUUGGCGAAGCGUUUCGUCGCCUUGGGCCUUGAGGCCCGAUGCAGCAAAUACAUCCAUCAAAACGCGCUCUCCCGACAGCCCAUCGUCGCGUUAUGUUGGCUGAAUUGGUGCCUGAAGCAUCGAUUCGACCCUACCGUUCAGCAAUCCUGUAUGCCAGCGGUAGCUAGGCUUUCCCUAACCAGCCUGGAGCAACACCGCCACAUGCUCUCCGAGCGCAUCUACGCCGAUCUGCUAGCGGCCAAGCUGAGGGCGUGCUACGAGAAGGCCGUCUCGGUCUUCCAAACGAUCCACCGGAUGGACCACUUCACCUGUGAACUGCCCCAAUGCCCAAGAUGUGGGCGGACGAAGGAACACAUGAAAGUCAGGGUGCUCGCUAAUCCAUGCAGAAAACUCGUCGGCUGUGAGCGCUGCAUGCGAGACGCCGGAUGUGAAAUUGAGGCAAAAGCCCAGGGCGACCUGCAGGCCUACUACCAAUGUCCGCAUGCGCUACUCCCACUAAAUGACAAUACCGAAGAAUGCCAAUGCCAGACGGCCAGCCUCAGCGCCCACCUUCGCGCGCAGACCGAGCGCAGCAGCCGGCCGCGCCAACGACUGGCCAGCGAUCGAUCCCAAAAA